This is a messenger RNA of Pieris napi, 2376 nucleotides long. RefSeq lists its product as uncharacterized. The coding region runs from base 37 to 2376 and encodes 779 amino acids. NCBI's taxonomy places the organism in Eukaryota, Metazoa, Arthropoda, Insecta, Lepidoptera, Pieridae. Gene Ontology annotation, molecular function: nucleic acid binding. The transcript is spliced from 3 exons. The record is from RefSeq and is a predicted model, not a curated record.
ACUUUUUUCUCAUCUACGCCAAAUGGAUCAUGUUUUAUGUGUAAUGAGAAUCAUCGUGUGUAUAAAUGUGAUCAAUUUAAGAAUUUGAGUAUCGAAGCCAGGGAAGCAGAAGUUUCCAAACGCAAGCUCUGCUCCAAUUGUCUUCGUCCAGGGCAUUCCAUUUCCAACUGUCGUCUCAGCUCCUGCAGAGCCUGUAACAAAAAGCAUAAUAGUUUAUUAUGUCAUAAUAAUAAUAGUGUCAAUAAAGUAUUGCAAAACGAAAGUAACUUGAACUUACAAACUAACGAGGUAAAACAAAACACUAACCAUGAAAAACAAAAUUUGAAUACUGUGGCUAGCACUAGCACUGUUCUGACCACACUUACCUCAUACUCGAGUAACAGCGAAGUCCUCCUGGGCACUGCAGUGGUUGAAGUCGUCGUUGAGCGUGACAACAGUACUUACCUGGCACGCGUUCUUUUGGACUGUGGAAGUCAAAGUUCGUUUGUCACAGAUAACCUGAAAAAUAAACUUAAAAUUAAAACUAAUAGUACUAAGUCACGGUGUAUAAGUGGACUGAACAAUUCAAUAUCUACAGCCACUGAAUAUUGUACAUUAAAAUUAAAGUCAAGAAUUAAUGCCUACACUACGGAUGUACAUUGUAUGAUUAUAUCAAAUAUUUCAGAAAACUUACCUAGUGUAGAAAUCGAUCCCGAGGAUUUAAACAUACCCAACAAUACUGCACUCGCCGAUCCAAACUUCCAUAAAAGUAACAAAGUUGAUAUAUUAAUUGGGUCCGAUGUAAUGUGGAAUAUUGUUAAGGGAGGUUGCCAGAUAUCGUUAGGUGAAAAUAAACCUAAGUUAAUUUAUUCGAAGUUUGGAUGGUUGGUUUCAGGGCCCAUGACUCUGGCCAUGCCAUCUGUGAAGUGUAACAAGAAAUCUGUAUGUCAUUUUAGUCAGGAAAUUAAAGACUCACUUUCUAAAUUUUGGGACUUGGAAAAUUUCAUAAUGCCAAAACGAUCAUUGUCUACAGAUGAACAAAUCUGUGAAGAUUCCUUUAAUGAAAAUACAAUUCGCUUACCGUCUGGUAGAUUCCAAGUAAAAAUGCCUUUGCGCGAGUCUCCUGAGGCUCUUGGAGACUCUUACUCACUUGCUAAGAGAUGUUUUUUAAAUUUGGAAAGGCGUUUCCAAAAGCAGCCGAAAUUAAAGGAAAUGUAUAGUGAUUUUAUACAUGAAAAUACCAACCCUAGUAAUCUAAAGCAAUUUGUUUACAAUCGAGUAAAUGAAAUUCAUGAACUGACUGACAAAUCCACAUGGCAUCACAUUUCUACAGAAAUUAAUCCGGCAGACAUAGCUUCUCGAGGAGUCAGCCCUAGCAAGCUUCAAGAUUUAGAGUUAUGGUGGAGUGGCCCACCCUUUUUAAUGAAACCUAAAACGGAGUGGCCAAGCGCUCCUAUAGAAAAUGUUGAGCUUCCGGAGCUCAAAGUAUAUUCAUGUUGUGUGUCUGCUGAGCAUUCAUUUGAGUUUGAUAGGUUCUCGAAAUUUCAACGAAUGAUCCGGGUGGUAGGAUAUAUCUUAAGAUUUAUUCACAAUUGUAAAACAAAGAAGGAUUCGCGGCUAAGUGGUGAUCUGAGUAACGAUGAAAUAGAUAGGUCUACUCAGACCCUAAUCAAAACCUGCCAACAAGAUUCCUUUCCAAAUGAGGUGCAAUCAUUAAAAAACAAUAAAAAGAUACAUCAUAAAUCGAGGAUUUUGUCACUAAACCCUUACUUAGAUGAGCAUGAUUUGAUUAGGGUUGGAGGCAGAAUCCAAAACUCAAUCUGUGAGUAUUCUAAAAAACAUCCCAUUUUAUUAUGUGCACGUCAUAACUUUACGAAACUGUUGUUUAAGAAAGAACAUGUGCGUCAUAAACAUUGUGGGCCUGAAUUGUUACUUAGCAUUAUACGAGAUCAAUAUUGGCCCAUCGGGGGACGGAAUCUUGCACGCAGUACAUUUAGGAAAUGUAUCGUGUGUGUUCGUAUGCAGAGUAACUCAAUACAGCCUAUGAUGGGUAACUUACCCCCUCCUCGAGUCACUCUUACCUAUCCCUUCCUCGCGACAGGCGUAGACUUUGGCGGGCCCUUCUCAAUCGUAGACCGCAAGGGCAGAGGAUGUAAGAUAUCCAAAUGUUGGCUUAGUCUUUUUGUGUGUUUAAGCACUAAGGCAUUAACUUUGGAGGUGGUUAGUAGUCUAAGUACUGAAGCAUUUUUAAUGUGUUUGCGUAGAUUUAUAUCACGUCGUGGCAAGCCUCAUGAUAUUUAUUGUGACAAUGGCACCGACUUUGUGGGUGCAAAUAAUGAGCUAGGCAGAAUGUUGCAGGCAAGCCAAAGUUCUAUACCAAAAAUUGGAACAGCUUAA